AUGGAUCUCGCAACCUCCCCCACGCGUCCCCCCCUGCCUCGCCCCCUCCCUCGUCCCCUUGUGGCCGCGUUUCUCGCCGCGUUUCGCGGCUUCUGGGCCAUCGCACGAUCUUCCGCCUGCUCUCGUAAGGUCCUCUGUCUGCUCGUUUUGUACCUCUGUCUUAGCCACAUUGCCGCCGCCGACGCUAUCGCCUCUUCCUCCCUGUUUUCCUCCCUAUUCUUCUCGAGCCGCUCAGCUGUCUGGUGUUCCUCCUCUGCUCCUCCUUGUGCGUGCAGGUCGUGGUUCGAUGACGGGCAAGCGCCAACCCUCCUCCCGGGCGGACCGCCCGGCUGGCCCUCCUAUUGCUCCCAGCCUCUCAAAGGCCCCAGACGGGCUGGCGCCAGCCCUGCUCCAAGCCGCCGCGGCCCUGGUCGAGCGCGAGGGGGCCGGAUCUCCCUCCCGUCGUCGAGAGUCCGUCUAUCACUCCCCUCGCGGGCGGACGCAUCCACAUCUCCGGGCCCGGGGUGGCUCAUUCCGUCGUCGUCCCUGCCUCGGCAUCCUCCUACUGUCCAGCGGGAGAUCAUCGGGCCCUUGCUUCGGACGCGCGGUCACCAUCUCCCGGGCGCAGGGCCGUCAAGCCUGCCGUCUGCCUCUCUCCCAUCGUCUCAGCAACUGUCAUCAGUCCCCGCCGAGUCGUCUCCCUUGGCGUCGCCACCCCCUCCUGCCCCAUCGAUGUCACCCUUGUCCGACUUUGUCCUUGACGUCCUCCACUGGGAGCGUCGCAUGAUCGGCGUCGGCGAGUACCUCUCUUACGUGGCGACGGAGUUGGAGCAGCUGCACGCUGGUUUGGAGGCACAAAACUCCAUGCUGCGGGAUCCGUAG
This is a messenger RNA of Closterium sp. NIES-65, 861 nucleotides long. The record is from the annotation of a GenBank genome assembly. NCBI's taxonomy places the organism in Eukaryota, Viridiplantae, Streptophyta, Zygnematophyceae, Desmidiales, Closteriaceae.